This is a messenger RNA of Rhipicephalus microplus (southern cattle tick), 828 nucleotides long. RefSeq names its product protein argonaute-4. The record is from RefSeq and is a predicted model, not a curated record. Lineage: Eukaryota; Metazoa; Arthropoda; Arachnida; Ixodida; Ixodidae. Gene Ontology annotation, molecular function: nucleic acid binding.
AUGAGCACCGAACCGACUCAGCAGAAAGGCCGGGUGCUCGAGCCACCAUUCCUAGUGUUCCAGAACAAUGCGGCGACAAAGCCUCCCAAGGGCACCUGGAAACUGCGCGGCAAACACUUCUACAAGGCGGCCUCACUAAUGCACUGGAUGCUGCUAAAUCUGAGCCGCUUCGCUCAGAGAGACAGGGAGAUGGAGGAUUGGAGGGCAACAUCUCGCGUGGAGAUCAUCGGGGACCUGAAGGACAUGAUGAAGGAUCUGCUCAAGCCCUUCUGCCAGGCCACCAAGCACAAGCAUGAGCGCAUCAUCUUCUACCAGGGUGGUGUGAGCGAGGGUCAGUUCAUGGAAGUUCGCAGAGAAGGAGCAUGCCAUGCGGCUCGCCUGCCAGCAGCUGUCUCCCAACGGGACGUAAAAGCCGGCCUUUACUUUCAUCGUCGUCCAGAAGCGACACCACACCCGGUCAUGCCGGGCACUGACCACGAUGGCGUCGGCAAGUGUUGGAACGUCCCGCCCGGCAGCACCGUUGACUCCGUGGUCACUCACCCGCUGGACUUCGAUUUCUUCCUGUGCAGCCACUUCGGCAUACAGAAGCUCAGUUAUUACCUCUGCCUCACGUAUGCCCGGUGCGCGUGCAGCGUCAGUAUUUCCACUCUGGCGUACUGCGCCCACCUGGCAGUGUACCGCGCCAAGAACCACAUAAUAAACAAGGUUGACGUCUCGAGUUCGAGCAGUGACUUGUACGGUGGCUCCACCAAUGCGGUCACCAACAGCCAGUACGUGCAGGCUGUCAAGGUGGUCGACUAUCUGCAGAUGGUCAUGUACUUCGUCUGA